AUGACGACCAAUAAUGUUAUUACGACUCAACCCGUGGGUAAUCAUGCAAGAAUAUCAGAUCAGCCGCCUAGCUACGAAGAGAUUUCUGCGCAGCCGCUUUCUGAUGUAGUUGAAAAUGUGAAUACAAAACUUACAAGUAUGAAUAUUGAUGCUGUGCAGGAGUCUGCCACAGGAAAUGCUAAAGAUGAAGAAAGAAAACGACAAAAUCACCACCGCAGUGAUGAUUGCUGUUUUGUUUACGAUGACAUUGAUUGUAUUAUAUACAAAUGGUUUUCAAAUUGUUGCCAACGGUUAGCGGAUUGUACAGAAUCAUGUUGUGAAGGCUGUGCUGAUUGCCUGCAUGAUUGUUGUGAAUCAAAUACGGUAGAAGAAUAUAAUGAUGAUGGAUUUUGUGAGUUAAAUACAGUAGAAGAAUAUAAUGACGGAGGAUGCUGUGAAUCAAGUACAGUAGAAGAAUAUAAUGAUGGUGGAUGCUGUGAAUCAAGUACAGUAGAAGAAUAUAAUGAUGGUGGAUGCUGUGAUUCUGGUGAUUGUUAUGGAGGGGACAGUGGGAAUAAUGAUAAUGAUUGUGAUUGA
Molecule: messenger RNA, 576 nt
Organism: Parnassius apollo (apollo)
Lineage: Eukaryota; Metazoa; Arthropoda; Insecta; Lepidoptera; Papilionidae
Source: the annotation of a GenBank genome assembly